GAGGCGAGCAGGUCGCAGUGGCUGUAUCGUCAGCUGCUUGGGAAAACGCUGCCCCUAGCCCAAGAUGUGACUCUCUCCGGCAAAGUCGCUAUCGUCACCGGCUCCAACAGUGGCCUUGGCUUGGAGACAGCUCGCCAGCUGUUACGUCUAGGACUCUCCAAGCUCAUCCUUGCCGUGCGCUCUGAGUCAAAGGGCGAGGCUGCUCGAAAAGAGCUACUCGCUGAUACGGGAGCCGCGCCUGAAGAGGUUGCAGUCUGGAAUCUGGACCUAUCGUCAUACGAGUCCAUCACGCAAUUUGCGGAGAAAGCAAAAGCGCUGGACCGCCUGGACAUUGCCAUUUUGAACGCUGGGUUGUUCCAAGCCAAAGAAACGUUCAACCCGAAUACCGGUUACGAGCAAUGCGUCCAGAUUAAUUACCUCUCUAGCAUGCUUCUAAUGACGCUCCUCCUAGAUGCUCUCAAGCCAAAAUCAGGAGCUUCUCCAGGCCGCCUAGUCCUCGUCUCGUCCGAUACGGCGGCCUGGGUCGAGUUCAAAGAGCGAGAAUUGCGGCCCAUUCUGUCCAACUUCAAGAAAAAGUCGGAGAAGUGGGACAUGCAAGAGCGAUAUGGAGUAAGCAAGCUUCUUGGUCAAUUUUACCUUACGGAACUGGCCAAGAGGGUACCAGCGUCUAUCGUCACGAUCGAUGCGGUAAACCCAGGCUUCUGCUACGGAACGGCUCUCACGAGAGACGGAGAUGGCACUCUUACGGGCGCCCUCAUCAACGGCUUCAGGCGAAUAGUGGGAAAGCCGAGUUCCGUCGGAGCACUCUCUAUAGUGCAUGCUGCUGUUAGCUUUGGACAAGAUGCUCACGGGCAAUACACCGAGGAUGGCGAGAUACGGCCGAUGGCUCCGAUCAUCUACCAGCCCGAAGCCCAAGAGAUAGGCAAACAGCUAUGGGAUGAGACAAUGGCCGAGCUGUCGUUUGCUCACCUGGAGAAGGUU
Trichoderma reesei QM6a is the source of this 981-nucleotide messenger RNA. RefSeq lists its product as uncharacterized. The record is from RefSeq and is a predicted model, not a curated record. The annotation marks the transcript as partial. The transcript has 2 exons. Lineage: Eukaryota; Fungi; Ascomycota; Sordariomycetes; Hypocreales; Hypocreaceae.